CUUUUGAAAAUAGAAGAAAAAAUAGCGAAUCCCUAAUUUCGAAUUUCCCCUUCUGAUUGAAUCGAAGCCAUGUCGCACUUCGGCAGAUCUGGGCCGCCGGACAUCCGAGAUACCUUCUCCCUUCUCGUCCUCAAUAUCACUUUUCGUACUACGGCGGAUGAUUUGUUUCCACUCUUUGAUAAGUAUGGCAAAGUCGUGGAUGUGUUCAUACCCAGGGACCGGAGAACGGGGGACUCGAAGGGCUUUGCAUUUGUACGAUAUAAAUAUCAAGAUGAAGCUCAGAAGGCUGUUGAGAAGCUAGAUGGAAGAGUUGUUGAU
This is a messenger RNA of Salvia hispanica, 318 nucleotides long. Lineage: Eukaryota; Viridiplantae; Streptophyta; Magnoliopsida; Lamiales; Lamiaceae. The record is from RefSeq and is a predicted model, not a curated record.